Messenger RNA from Cuscuta epithymum, 1202 nucleotides. Lineage: Eukaryota; Viridiplantae; Streptophyta; Magnoliopsida; Solanales; Convolvulaceae. The record is from the annotation of a GenBank genome assembly.
AUCAUCCCGGAUGCCCGUCUCUAACAAGUUAGGAUAAACCAGAGAAAGGGGAAGAGAAAAUGGCUGCCACACAGCAUCUUGUCUCCUCUCACCCAUUUUCUACAUAUUUCCAUCGUUCUUUUCCCAGUAUAAAGAAUCAGAGCUCGUGUUCCGCGCCAAAGAAAAGAAAAUGUGGGAAAAUCAUUGCAUGUUCGAUCAAUGAAAGAGAUCACACUCUGUGGGAUGGGGUUUCAAGAAGGGAUUUAGCAAUCAUUGGCCUAUCUUCACUUUCUCUAACAUUUCCUUGUUUGAGUUCAAGAGCUGAAGAAGAUGUGAGAAUGGCUUCAUUGGUUGAUGAGAUUAAUUCAUAUUCCUAUAUGUACCCUACAGAGCUUCCUUCCAAAAGUUUUGUCUUCAAAUGACUUGCUUCAAGAUGAGGUUAUGAAGUUGGAAUGAGCCUUCAUGAAGGAAGUAAAUCUGUAACUAGAGAGACAGGCUUUUCCUUGACAGAGCCUCCUUUACAGUAACUCUCUUGAACAAUAAAAGCGAAAGUAAAAAUAAAAGAUCGUACCUAGUGCACAAGACUCCUAACAUAAGUAGGAUCUGGGGAAGGUCCCGACGUACACAUCAUUGCCCUUAUUUGCAUGACGGGACUUUUUUGGUGGUUGAACCUCUGUCCAAACAGAUAUCGAGUAGAGAUGGCUGACAUUGGUCCAUCACGCCAAUCACAAUCCUUUUUUAGUGGUUGAAUCCAGAAAACCAGAGCGGUAUUCAUCAGCCCCGCCUCUGUCACCUGAUGCACGGCUUCGCAUUGUGUCUGAAAGAGUUGAUCUCAUUGACAAUCUCAUUAUUUCUGUUACGAUUGGUCCAUUGAAUUCAAAGCUCCUAAAGUCAAAGGACAAAAGUUCCUGGAGUGCGAAAGACGUUGCUGAAUCUGUUUUAUCUGAUAAGUCUGCUUUGAGGGUAACCUCAAGUCAACGGUUAGCGGAAAGCUCAGUCCUUGAUGCACAUUCUUCUCAAAUUGAUGGUGAACCGUAUUGGUAUUUUGAGUACAUUGUUCGCAAAUCACCAACAAAAACUGCUCUUGAAUCAAAUAUUUUCCGCCACUAUGCUGCUUCAACAACUGAACGAGAUGGUUACCUGUAUACUCUCAGUGCUUCAACACUUAGUAAGCAAUGGAGCGAAAUGGGACCAUUCUUAGAAAAGAGUGUUGCUUCUUUUCG